UUUACAUCCCAUUCUCGUCGGCCCUAGGGAUGGGUCGCUCCUCUCACCCGUGAACCUUGCCUCGCCGCAUCUCAUCACCUGCUAUGCUCACCCCCGGCUUGCGCACACCUCGGCCGACCUCCUCCCUUCCUCGUCACAUCGGCGAGCCGUAGGUUUCCAAAACUUACGUACGCGAUGCCCUAGCAACAGCCUUCCACUUCUAGCGCUCGCGUCCCUGCCUGCUAGCCCCCGCCGGCGAGCCCCAUUCGGCGACCGGAUCUCCGCCCUAGCAAUCGCUGUUCACUGCUUUUUUCCCUCCUCCACCGAACGAGAGCUCCCGCCGGCAGCCAACCUAGGUAUCGCCGUCGACUUCUUGCUCCCGUCUCCGUUAUCGCCAGCAUUUUGUAAGACAGUGCUGGAAUAUGGGAACACUGAAUUCUUUAUGGCUGCUUACAAGGAAGUCUGUGACAGGUGCACUGUUUGGCAUCACAAUAUCAGAUAGAUAUCUGACUGUUUCUCCUGUUCGAGGUAACUCUAUGCAUCCUACAUUUGCCUCAAGUUCCACCAAUUUUCCUGGGUAUUUAAAAGGUGAUCUUGUACUAAUAGAAAGAUUCUGCUUACAUGACUUCAAGUUUUCCCAUGGAGAUGUUGUGAUUUUUCAAUCUCCAAGCAAUCACAAGCAAAUAUAUGUCAAAAGAUUGAUAGCUUUGCCUGGUGAAUGGAUUCGUGUUUCCUCUGAUAUGGUGAAAAUUCCUGAUGGACAUUGCUGGGUUGAGGGAGACAAUUCCUCUUCAAGUUUGGAUUCAAGAUCUUUUGGACCUAUCCCUUUGGGGCUAAUUAGAGGGAGAGUGACCCAUAUCAUCUGGCCUCCCCAAAGACUAGGCAAAGUAGAGAGAAAGUCGAUGCCAGGAAGAAUUUAUCAAGACUGAAAUGCUUCA
This is a messenger RNA of Phalaenopsis equestris, 917 nucleotides long. Its product is annotated as mitochondrial inner membrane protease subunit 2. Gene Ontology annotation, biological process: mitochondrial respiratory chain complex assembly. The coding region runs from base 402 to 908 and encodes 168 amino acids. NCBI's taxonomy places the organism in Eukaryota, Viridiplantae, Streptophyta, Magnoliopsida, Asparagales, Orchidaceae. The record is from RefSeq and is a predicted model, not a curated record. The transcript has 5 exons. Gene Ontology annotation, cellular component: membrane; mitochondrial inner membrane peptidase complex. Gene Ontology annotation, molecular function: serine-type endopeptidase activity.